UGCUCGUUUCUUGCCACUAUUUUGGCGAGUGUUGCGAGUGUUCUCCCGCGGAGAAGAAGCCCCUCCCCCCCAAACACCGCCACGCUCGAUGCCUUCCGCGGAGACGAUGACUUUUUUCCUCCUUUCCCUUCUCCUGAUGUCGCGAGAGUGUCUCUCAUCCAAGGGAGAGGACAGGCUGUUCCGCCGCUUAUUCCGGAGAUAUAAUCAGUUCAUCCGGCCGGUGGAGAACGUGUCGGACCCAGUGACGGUAGAGUUUGAGGUCUCCAUCUCUCAGCUGGUCAAAGUGGAUGAAGUCAACCAGAUCAUGGAAACCAACCUGUGGUUGAGACAUAUAUGGAAUGACUACAAGCUGAGGUGGCUGCCGGCGGAGUUUGACGGCAUCGAGUACAUCCGAGUUCCGUCCAAUAAGAUCUGGAGGCCCGACAUCGUGCUCUACAACAACGCCGUAGGCGACUUCUUAGUGGAAGAUAAAACCAAAGCUCUGCUGAAGUACGACGGCACGGUCACGUGGAUUCCGCCUGCUAUCUUCAAGUCCUCCUGUCCCAUGGACAUCACCUACUUCCCCUUCGACUACCAGAACUGCUCCAUGAAGUUCGGCUCGUGGACCUACGACAAGGCCAAGAUCGACCUGGUGCUGAUCGGCUCCAAAGUCAACCUCAAGGACUUCUGGGAGAGCGGCGAGUGGGAGAUCAUCGACGCGCCGGGCUACAAGCACGACAUCAAGUACAACUGCUGUGAGGAGAUCUACCCGGACAUCACCUACAGCUUCUACAUCCGCCGCCUGCCGCUCUUCUACACCAUCAACCUGAUCAUCCCGUGCCUGCUGAUCUCCUUCCUGACCGUUCUGGUGUUCUACCUGCCGUCGGACUGCGGCGAGAAGGUCACGCUGUGCAUCUCCGUGCUGCUCUCGCUCACCGUCUUUCUGCUGGUCAUCACCGAGACCAUCCCGUCCACGUCGCUGGUCAUCCCGCUGAUCGGCGAGUACCUGCUGUUCACCAUGAUCUUCGUCACGCUCUCCAUCGUCAUCACUGUGUUCGUGCUCAACGUGCACUACCGCACGCCCACCACGCACGCCAUGCCCGGCUGGGUGCGCGCCGUCUUCCUGCGGGCGCUGCCGCGCGUCAUGCUGAUGCGGCGGCCCCCGGAGCGGCCGGAGGCGCCGGGUAAGGGGGGAGCGCGUGAGUGCGGCGGCGUGAGGGGAGGAGGGGAAGCGACAGUGGGGAAGAAGGGCAGCGCCUCCCAGCGGGAGGCGACGAAGGGCGCGGAGGUCGGCGAGGGGAGGAAAGCAGGCUGCCCGUGCCAUCCCGCCAAGGAGGGGCCCGAGGUGGAUUGUGGGAAAGUGAGUCGGCAGCUGAAUCCGCAGGCGAUAAACACGGUGGUGGCGUUUUCCGUCGUGUCGCCGGAGAUCAAGCAGGCCAUCGAGAGCGUCAAGUACAUCGCCGAGAACAUGAGGAGCCGCAACAAAGCGAAAGAGGUAGAAGACGACUGGAAGUACGUUGCCAUGGUGAUUGACCGCAUCUUCCUGUGGGUGUUCGUGCUGGUGUGCUUGCUCGGAACGUUGGGCCUCUUCUUCCAGCCUCUCAUUGGCUUCCUCUCGUAACCGAAGGCCAAUGACGCGCACCGGCCUACCCGUCCUAACCAAUCAGAGACGCGCGAUAUCUGUUUAAGACAAUUUUCAGAAAUUUCACACACCUUCUUGUCCCACAAAAUUCACCGCUGCUCUAUCACAGUUAAAGGAACUAUAACAGACUGGUUGCGGGUCAUGUGUGCUCACUCUUUAACCGACUGAAAGACUGUCCUGCGCUUUGCGCUUGAUAUGAUUGGCUGAAUAACUUCAGACUCUGAUGGUUAUUUGAAGUGUUUGUUUUUAGGUUCGUCUAACACAGUCACAUUUGUUGUCACUCUGACAAUUUGGUCUCCUGUCCCAGUCUCGCACACUCACUUGCAUGGAUAUCGCACUAAAAAAAAUAAAAA
Electrophorus electricus (electric eel) is the source of this 1974-nucleotide messenger RNA. RefSeq names its product cholinergic receptor, nicotinic, alpha 6 (gene chrna6). Gene Ontology annotation, molecular function: transmembrane signaling receptor activity; acetylcholine-gated monoatomic cation-selective channel activity. NCBI's taxonomy places the organism in Eukaryota, Metazoa, Chordata, Actinopteri, Gymnotiformes, Gymnotidae. Gene Ontology annotation, cellular component: postsynaptic membrane. Gene Ontology annotation, biological process: monoatomic ion transmembrane transport. The record is from RefSeq and is a predicted model, not a curated record.